CCCUCUGCAAACAGUCACAUUCAAGAGCUCAAGCCAAAGAGACACUCGAGCGGACCAGCACCAGCAGCAGCAGCAGCAUCAACCAAAGCAGCAAAAGCAAAGGCAGCAGCAGCAAAAGCAGCAGCCCAGCACAACCUCAGUGCUCCAGCUCCCAGCUUCAGACUUCAGUGGCCAACAGCCAGCUAGAUAUUCACGUUCGUGCGUCGGUUUUUUGUGGCCGCUCGGUGCGGCAGACAACAAAAAAAAAAGAAAUAAAGAAAAGAAAUAGAAUCGAAGUAUCAUAACAAGAAAAAUAUAUAUAUUUUAUAUGAUCAUCCCGCACAAAUAAUUAAAUCACAGUGUUUACAUACAGAGCUUAGAAGCCAAGAACCUUCCAGCCAACAACAAGUGACAAGUGCCCAAGUGCUCUCGAUAAAAUGCCAGAAAUAUGCAAAUCCAUUGAGGCAGUGAUAGUGCACUGAAAACAAAUUUGAUCGCAAUCGAAUCAAAGCCACGUUUAAAAGACCUCUUUUUUGAUUUUCGUUUUGAAUAACGCGUCCCUGAACGCGUUGCCUUUUCCAUCGAUCCACCAGAGGGCAGCGCGUCCGAAAGCCGGCAACAUAACGGCGCAACUAUUGAAUAGCUUUCUGAAGGGUAGCCCCCACCAGACCACCAUUGACAUCAUGCAGAAGCUCUACGCGGAGCCGCCUCCGAGCAGUGCUCCGGUGAGCAUGGCCAGUUCGGGUGGCCCUCCGUCGGGCGGCGGCGGAGGAGGAGGCGGUGGUGGUCCUCCACCGCCCAGCAAUAACAACCCAAAUCCGACUAGCAACGGCGGCAGCAUGAGUCCUUUGGCCCGAUCUGCCUACACAAUGAACAGCAUGGGCCUGCCGGUGGGCGGUAUGUCCUCUGUUUCUCCCCAAGCGGCGGCCACCUUUAGCUCCAGCGUCUUGGACUCGGCGGCAGCAGUGGCCAGUAUGAGUGCCAGCAUGAGCGCCAGCAUGAAUGCCAGCAUGAACGGGAGCAUGGGUGCAGCGGCCAUGAACUCAAUGGGCGGCAACUGUAUGACCCCCAGUUCGAUGAGCUAUGCCAGCAUGGGAUCUCCGCUCGGGAAUAUGGGUGGCUGCAUGGCCAUGUCGGCAGCCAGCAUGUCGGCGGCGGGAUUGAGCGGUACCUAUGGUGCUAUGCCGCCGGGAUCGCGGGAAAUGGAAACAGGUUCCCCAAAUUCCCUGGGCCGAUCACGAGUGGACAAGCCAACCACGUAUAGGAGAAGCUAUACACAUGCUAAACCACCAUAUAGCUAUAUCUCACUGAUCACCAUGGCCAUUCAGAAUAACCCCACCAGGAUGCUGACGCUCUCGGAGAUCUAUCAGUUCAUCAUGGAUCUGUUUCCGUUCUACAGGCAGAAUCAGCAACGCUGGCAAAACUCCAUUCGCCACUCGCUAAGUUUCAACGAUUGCUUCGUGAAGAUCCCACGGACACCAGACAAGCCGGGAAAGGGUUCCUUCUGGACUCUGCACCCGGAUUCGGGAAAUAUGUUCGAGAAUGGAUGCUAUCUGAGGCGACAGAAGCGUUUCAAGGACGAGAAGAAGGAGGCCAUCAGGCAGCUGCACAAGAGUCCAUCCCACAGCAGUCUGGAAGCCACCAGUCCGGGCAAGAAGGAUCAUGAGGACUCUCACCAUAUGCACCACCACCACCACAGUCGGCUGGAUCACCAUCAGCACCACAAGGAGGCGGGUGGAGCAUCGAUUGCCGGAGUAAAUGUCUUGAGUGCGGCGCACAGCAAGGAUGCCGAGGCACUGGCCAUGCUGCAUGCCAAUGCGGAACUGUGCCUCAGCCAACAGCCGCAACAUGUGCCCACCCAUCACCACCACCAGCACCAUCAACUGCAGCAGGAGGAGCUGUCGGCGAUGAUGGCCAACCGGUGUCAUCCGUCUCUGAUCAGCGACUAUCAUUCAUCGAUGCAUCCGCUGAAGCAGGAACCCUCGGGAUACACGCCAUCCAGCCACCCGUUCUCCAUCAACCGCCUGCUGCCCACGGAGUCGAAGGCGGACAUCAAGAUGUACGACAUGAGCCAGUAUGCCGGCUACAACGCCCUCAGUCCGCUGACCAACUCACACGCUGCCUUAGGUCAGGACUCAUACUACCAGAGUCUUGGAUAUCAUGCGCCCGCCGGAACCACGAGCUUGUGACAUCACCAAUACCCGCUGGCUUAAGGACGCGCGGAGCAGAUGCUGCGCUCGCAGCAGCAACAGCACUUGCAGCAGCAGCACCAGCAACACCAGCAGCAACAGCAGCAGCAGCAGCAACAGCAGCAGCAUCAACUGCAACAUCAGCAGCAGGCGGCGCAGCAACUGACAUCCGCUUCCAAUACACCAGCAACAUCAGCAGCAAAGGCCAGCGGCAAGGCGGGAUCGGGAUCCGGAUCGGGAUCGGGAUCAGGAUCAGGAUCGGGUUCGGGUUCAGGAUCGGGAUCUAAUUACUCACACACAAAGUUGCAUCAACAACACCAACAGCAACAGCAGCAGGCACAGCAGCAACACCACCAGCAGCAGCAACAGUUGCUGCAGGAACUGCAGGAGGACUCCUCGAAUAUCACCAGCGAUCUGAGCGAGGAGCAACUGCAGCAACAUCAGGCGGCGCAGCAGCAGUUGUACAACAACUACCAGCAAUAUGCCGCGGCGGCAGGCUAUAGAAAUUGGAAUCACAGCCUGACUUUCAAUGGGGCCGCCGCCCUGCAGAAUCUGCUGUAGCUAUAGCUGUAGAUCUCGAACUCGACAGGCAGCGGCUUUGUUGCCGGUUGCCUGCCAAUUAGCGAGUGCAGUGCCAGUGGCUUUUAGCACCUGGCCGCAUCCGCAUCCUUUGAGCACGUGAGUCUUCGGCCGCAACUCGCACUUGUACAUAUACCUAUAUAGAGACCCGAUCGAGAGCGCUGCCUUUUGAGUUGUUCAGUUCAGUUCCAAUACUAUAUAUAUUCUGUUCCGGGGGGUUAUCAAAUCGGAGGAGAAAGAAAAAGUGAUGUAGUUGUAAGUGCAGCAGAACUUUUGUUAACAUUUUUACGUUUUGCUAACACAAAUACAAAAUAAUAAUUCCGUGCCAUUUGUUUUCGUUGUUUCGAAACAAGCAAUAACAAUCAAAGCGGUUAAAACUAAAAAUUUAUAAACAUUUUAAAUGUAUCCAAGAUGGAGGAGUAGAGAGAUAGCUAGAGACAGUGAGAGCGAGAGAGGGGAUCGUGUGUAAUGUUGUUUCAGAAAACAAAACCCUAACUAAAAAACAGUCCCAAAAAGAGAGAUACAAAUACUAAAUAUCCUUUAUCCAAAGGCAAUCGCAAUCGCAAUCGCAAUCGAAUUCGAAUCGCAAAUGAUCAAAACCAAAAAGAAAUCUAAAGCCCAAAUCAUCAUAUUGAGCAGUCCAGCAAACACCCUAAGAAUCUUCAAACUAUCUAAGCAACAAAAAUCUGGCCAUGCAUAAGGAAACGUCACGUUUUUAAUUGACUAAUUUAUCAAAAUCCCAUUUAUAUAUAUAGACGCGCAUCGAUAUACGCCGAUUCCGCUGAUAUCGCAAAAUCCCGCAUUUCAUUUACAUUAUGUGUCUUCUGUUGUUGUACGAAUUCGUUAGGCUAAGGCAUUUUGUAAAUAAUAUAUAAAUAGAUACCGUUAAGCAACACCCUACCCCCCUCCACAAAAAAAAAUAAGAAGCCCCAACUUAACUAAGCAACCAAUUUUUAACUAACUCGAGAAUUAAUCAAAUUGUAUGAAAUUAUGCCACACCACUUGAAAGUAAACAUAAAAUAAAUAUAAAUAUUGUAUAGCAUUUAACAUUUAAUUAGCAUAAAUAACGAAAAAGCAAAACACAAAACACAAAACCUAAAAAAAAAC
Drosophila eugracilis is the source of this 3854-nucleotide messenger RNA. RefSeq names its product protein fork head (gene fkh). Gene Ontology annotation, biological process: regulation of transcription by RNA polymerase II; cell differentiation; anatomical structure morphogenesis. The record is from RefSeq and is a predicted model, not a curated record. The transcript has a single exon. Gene Ontology annotation, molecular function: transcription factor binding; RNA polymerase II cis-regulatory region sequence-specific DNA binding; protein domain specific binding. Lineage: Eukaryota; Metazoa; Arthropoda; Insecta; Diptera; Drosophilidae.